This is a messenger RNA of Branchiostoma belcheri (Belcher's lancelet), 912 nucleotides long. RefSeq names its product galactose-3-O-sulfotransferase 3-like. Lineage: Eukaryota; Metazoa; Chordata; Leptocardii; Amphioxiformes; Branchiostomatidae. The record is from RefSeq and is a predicted model, not a curated record. The transcript is spliced from 4 exons. Gene Ontology annotation, molecular function: galactosylceramide sulfotransferase activity. Gene Ontology annotation, biological process: glycolipid biosynthetic process. Gene Ontology annotation, cellular component: membrane. Bases 157 to 912 code for a protein of 251 amino acids.
CAAGGCGGCCGACAUCUUACGAGAGAAGAGAGUGUCUUGAGCAAUGUCACCUGUACGGAACCUGUCACCAACUUUGUUUUUAUCAAGGUCCACAAGACUGCUUCAUCCAGUACCGUAGUCGUGUUGCUGAGGUUUGCGUACGAUCAUCACCUGGUCAUGUGUUAUCCACACACAUCGUGGGGGAUCGCUGGGUUUAGGCUGACCUUCCCAAGCUCGAAGAUAUACAAGUCCAACUGCAGUCGUUGGCAGCAAAUUGGUGAUCACUUCAACUUCUUAGUACAUCACACAGUCUUCAACAAGACAGCGAUGGACCGGGUCAUGAAACCAGGCACCAGGUACAUCGGCAUCAUGCGAGAACCCCAGAGCCACAUACGCUCCUGGUUCUUCUACAACCGCCACCAUCGCAUCUACAAGAACCAGGGACAUAAAAACCCGCUCGGGGAAUAUCUCGACAACCCCGAGCAUUUCGAAGAGUUGGCAGGGAGACGGAAAAAACGACCGUAUGUAGGGGAUAGAAACAAGCAAGCUCACGAGUUGGGUUUUCCACCAGAACUACUCAACACAGAAGACACCGACACCAUGGACACGGCAAUCCGACAGCUCAACCAAUCCUACACCUUCAUCAUCAUCAGUGAAUACUACGAAGAGUCCCUUGUGAUGCUGAGACGGAAGCUGUGUUGGGAUAUGUAUUACAUACUGCACUCCAACAAGAAGAUCCACGAGCAACACAACCCAAAGAAAUACAUCCCCUUCACGGACAAACAGUUGGAGAAUCACAGAAGAAUCAACACCAUAGACUACAGAAUGUACGACUUCUUCAACAGGACAUUCUGGAAAACCGUCCAAGAGGAAGAGAAAAGAGGGUUUUGGGAAGAAGUGGCGUACUUCAAAGACUUAGUAGAAAGACCUUAG